Messenger RNA from Oryzias latipes (Japanese medaka), 4149 nucleotides. RefSeq names its product transcriptional repressor scratch 1. Gene Ontology annotation, biological process: regulation of DNA-templated transcription. The record is from RefSeq and is a predicted model, not a curated record. NCBI's taxonomy places the organism in Eukaryota, Metazoa, Chordata, Actinopteri, Beloniformes, Adrianichthyidae. Gene Ontology annotation, molecular function: DNA-binding transcription factor activity, RNA polymerase II-specific; RNA polymerase II cis-regulatory region sequence-specific DNA binding.
CGCACGUCAACGGAGAGACGCGGGGCUGUGCAGGAGUGUGCAGCAGCUCAGCGCUAACAAAGCAAUAUUUUUUUUAACCGCCGUUUGUGCUGGACACGGACGUCUUCGGGGGGGGGGGGGGUUUCACUUGACCCACCGGCUUCUGUCUGGAACCCUUCAACCCCGUUUUCUCCCGGGCUCUCGGACGCGCGCGCGCUUCUGCAGCUGUUUUGCAGUCGUUGGGUUUUGGACGUGCUCAGCAGAACCCGUUUAGACAAACGUCCGAACCCGCGCGCUUCCCUGGUUCUGCCUCGCGCACUGUGGAGAUCAGAGGAGCUGUCCAUGUGCUGAAAUCCAGAGCAGCCAGAGGGGUUCGCGUGGAGCUGUCCAGGUGCUGAACACCACGAGACCAGGAGAACAUCUGCAUUUUGGAUGGGAAAGUUUUUCAGGAACCCAUUUAUAUUUUUAUUUUUAAUGUUUUAAAGCUCUAAGAGAGAAAACAAAGAACAGAAGAGAUUUAGUUUGGUCUGCAAAAGUCAUGUCUGCUCCGUUAGUGUUUGCAGGAGAAGGCAGACGCAUCUUUCGCUAAACUGACAGCGGAGCGUUCUGUUUCUCAUUUAAAACCUGAAAAGAAUCAACAGAAGAGUUUCAAUCGGAUGAGUGAAAGAACAGCAGUUUUCCCAUCAUGCCGCGCUCUUUCUUAGUGAAGAAAGUUAAACUGGACGAUUUCUCCAGCGCUGAGCUGGAGAGCUCCUACAGCCGGAGAGAGGAGCUCCGUCUGCAGUUCCAUCAUCAUGACAAAGGGUACACCAGCAACUACCUGAGCCCAAAUCCAUAUGAUGAUGCUGUGGGAAGUGACUCAUCCAUCAUCACCAAAACGCCCUCCCCAAGCCACCCAUCCAUUAUCUAUGGCCACGUUAACAACACCUACUCCGGUAUCCAUGGUGACAUCCAUAGCGACAUCCAUGGUGAUUCAGACCAGCCGGACAGUCCGCGGUCCGAGGUGUCGUCCUCAGCCGGUGGUUACAUCAGUGGAGACACAGCUGUGAGUGAGGGCUACACGGUGGACGCCUUUUUCAUCAUGGAUGGACGAUCGCGGAGAAAAGCCACCAGCAGCCAGAGGGGGGCCCCCCAAAGGCACACCUGCAGCGAGUGCGGCAAAACCUACGCCACGUCCUCCAACCUGAGCCGGCACAAGCAGACGCACAGGAGCAUGGACAGCAAGAUGGCCAAGAAGUGCCCCACCUGUGGAAAGAUUUACGUCUCCAUGCCCGCCAUGGCCAUGCACCUGCUGACCCACGACCUCAAGCACAAGUGCGACGUGUGCGGCAAAGCGUUCAGCCGGCCGUGGCUGCUGCAGGGCCACAUGCGUUCGCACACCGGUGAGAAGCCCUUUGGCUGCGCCCACUGCGGCAAGGCGUUCGCCGACCGCUCCAACCUGCGUGCUCACAUGCAGACGCACUCUGCCUUCAAGCACUACAAAUGCAAACGCUGCAACAAGACCUUCGCGCUGAAGAGUUACCUGAACAAGCACUACGAGUCCGCCUGCUUCAAGGGGGCGUUCUCGCCUCUGGGCUCUCUCAGUGAAUGAGGAGUUCUGCAGGGGAAGCCUGACCUUCAUCUCCUCCCAUUGUUUUACAGAACAGCAGAAAGGGAGGUCUUCACUUCCAAAAACCAUCCUGUGAAGCAAACCACAAAGUAGAAAAAGGGCAUCUGCUUCUAUCAGCAACUCUGCAAUCCGGCUUUUCUGUCUCCUUUUCCUCUGAAUCAAAUGUUUCCAGUCUUGAGGCAGUUUGAGGAGACAUGAAGCUCAGCCCUGCUGGCUCAUUUUGAACAGAUGCCCAGAGCUUUAUGUCCAGAUCCGUUGUGAUCCCAGAUGUGAGCUGAACAGCCCCAAAGCUGUUCCCUCAGGAGAUGAAUCGUGGUCGUCUUCCUGCUCUUUGGACGCCAGAUCUCUCAGUCUGAGGAAAUGUUCUCCUUAGGUUGGAUGCACCUGAUAAAAAAGCACAAAAAAGCACAUGGAUUUUAUUUUACCUUUGUUCAGAGCACAGCCAAGAUUCAGGACUGCUGCUAGAUCCACAAUGUGAUAGAUCCGCAAUGUGAUAGAUCUGCAAUGUGAUAGAUCCACAGCAGCUGUGUUUCCAUGACACAUAUGCGCAAAACUUUGUAAAAAUUCUAGAAAUGUCAUAAAAAACACAAUUUCACUAUUACUCUGUUUACUUUAAAAUCCUAAUUAUGCGAAUAAACACACCAUCUGACGUGAUAUUGUUCAAAAGCUAGGAUGUGAACAACACUUUGAUUGACGGCAGAUCCUUUCAAACUUCUGCCACGGCACCAGCGCUCAUCAUCAUACAUCAAAGGCGGCGUCGGCGUCUUCUUCAGACCGUGGAGCGGCGAGCUCCUUACAUGUGGGAGGGGCCACAGAUGAAGCCGUUUUAGAAAUGGUGGUUGGUGAUUUUCCAGAGGAGCUGUGGAUCCAACAAUUCCUCAUGACACGCUCAACUUCCGAUGAGCUGUGACGCUGUGGGACCUCUGGUGGCGCCGCCAGUGCCUACCCAGAUGGGCACCGCCAUCCGGUUGUUGGUCACGUGACUCAUUUUCUUUUAAAAAAAGUGUUUCCAUUGCAGUUUUCUGAAAUGUCUCAUUCUGGAAACGCCUCAUAAACCACCUCCUCCAAGCGCAAAUCCUUUUUUUUUUUUGAUAAAUGCGACUUUUCUACUAAAUUGCGCUGUUUCCAUUAGGCAAAUUUAUCAUCACAAAUCCAAUGUCAUAGUCAAUGGAAACACAGUAGCUGUGAUAGAUCCACAAUGUGAUAGAUCUGCAAUGCUGAUAGAUCUACUGUGAAAAGGAGACUCAUCAUGAAACCAUCAUGAAAAUAGGAUGCUUUCUUACACUUUGGGUUUUUUUGUUCCAGCAAUUCUACAUUUUGUUUUUGUUUUGUUUACUAUACGGUUGGAAAUAUUUAAGGAAAAUGAUCAUCUUUUAAAUUCAGGAUCAGAUGCCUCAAACAUCCACUGAGCCAUCAGGAUAUUCAUUCCUUCAUUGACUGUCGGUCUAAAUGUUUCAUUUUUUUUACUGUUCUUCUAUUUUAUUUAUUGCUCAGUUAUUUAAGGGCAUUUGACUUUAGAAAUGUCCUCAAAGUGAAACUUGUCAUGAAAUAUCCAAUUAACUGAAGGUGUUUCUGUUGUUUUGUAUUUAUUUUCAUAUGUCUGUAUUAUUUUGCACUUUAGUUUUCUGCCUUUUGUUCCAAAUAUGCCAAAGCAUUUGACACUUUCUGAAUCCUGAGGACAUUUUUACUUUUCUGCCUUUUUAAACAUCAAACACAUUUGCAUGAAAAAAUAACCACAGCUGAAAAAAAUCAAAUCUAUGCCAAUGUUUUCUUCUGUCUGUAGGAAUUUUCUGCCAAACUCCGUAGAUGAGCGGCAGAUGAAGCAAAUUACUGUUGGCGCAAUAUUUGGCUCUCCUCUGAAAGCAAUAAUGCACGAUGUGUCCAGAGGAAAACAGUCUCUCCGGCUUUUGGACUUUUUAUCUGGUUGUGGGAAAAGACUUUUCAGGGAGUCGGUGAACAAAGAGUCACAUGAGGAGGGCUGGGGUUUGGACAUCUGCCUUCAGAGGAAACGUGGCGUUACUUGGAUUCCUUCCGGCUGACUUCAUCACUGAUUGAGAGAAACUUUGGACAUUUUUCUUCCUGUUUACUGUUGGUGAGCUGAGAUAUUGGGGUCUCCAAGGAUUCUCAAGAACAUCCCACUUCCUCUGAAGCAGGGUUCUGGGUCGGGCUGGGACGGGUUCUUUUGUACAUGUUUUAUGCACUGCCUGCCUUGUAUUGUUACUCUAAAGUAUUUUAGAAAGUAGAAUCUAGAUCUCUGGUACUGAAACAUGGACGGAAGCAAAUGCAGCAUGUGAAGAAUUGAAGCUUUCAGAGCAUUUCCAAUAACGUCGGACCAUCUCAAUCCCAGCUUUACCAUCAAGAACUGGCGCUGAUUAUUGUCCUGCAGAGGUUUCAAUUCUUUUUCUGUAAAUGAAUUACAUUUACAGAGAUUUCCUGUCAGUAUUGAUCCAACAUGAAGCUCAAAGCAUUGAAACUUUUCUUUUUUAAGUCUGUAACCCAUUGUGUUAUCCUAGGCACUUUACCAUGGGGAGUGGGGUCAUCUAGACCCACUAGACAGUGCU